This is a messenger RNA of Rhagoletis zephyria (snowberry fruit fly), 948 nucleotides long. Its product is annotated as trypsin II-P29-like. Gene Ontology annotation, molecular function: serine-type endopeptidase activity. NCBI's taxonomy places the organism in Eukaryota, Metazoa, Arthropoda, Insecta, Diptera, Tephritidae. Gene Ontology annotation, biological process: proteolysis. The record is from RefSeq and is a predicted model, not a curated record.
UAGCAUUGGAAGACUACAUUUUCGGAGAGGGCCACAUAUGCGGUGGCGCUGUAAUUGCCCCCUCUGUAGUACUCACCGUCGGACAGUGUGUACACAAUUACCAAACGCAGACAUCGCGUCACCCGGCUGAGCUGAAAGUUGUUAUGGGUACAUUGAAUCGUUAUCAACGCACCGAGCACACGCUGGUUUACGGCGUGACACACGUACAUCAACCGAAGACAUUCAGCGCACGCACUUUACGCGAUAACAUAGCGAUUAUAAUGCUGGAACGUGAUAUUCCACCCGCACAUCCCACUGUAAAACCGAUUGCUUUGAGUUCGAAGACAUUCCGCAGCGGCGAGGCGCCAGAAAUGCUAAGCGACUCAAUCGAUCGGCAGACGUUUGAGGUGACCAGCUGGUUUGCUACAGAGCAGCACGUUCCUUACACUCAGCUCAUGUCGCUUAAUGCCUCACGACUGAGUGAUGAACAAUGUGUGGAAAGGUAUGGCCCCCUCUAUGGACCGGAUACGGUGUGUAUUGGAUAUAAAUAUGGGCAACAAGAAGCCGCUUGUGAGCAAGACGCCGGUUCACCUUUGAUCCACAACAAUCAGCUGCUGGCGCUUACCUCAACACAAAGCGUCGAUUGCAAAAAGAUUUCACAACCAGUCGUUUUCGUUGAUGUCGCCCAUCACGCCAAGUGGAUUUUGGAGCAAAUCGGUGAUGGCACAAAUUGUAACAGCUCCGUUUGGGGCACUCUGGCAUUCUUACUCUUUACAAUUUGGACUGCGAAACGGGCGAAAUGGCAUAAGUUUUUGCUUUAAAUAAAAGCUAUAAUUGGGGGAUACAUUUUUUUUUACAUUAGUUUAGUUUUAAUGUACCAUAGUUUGAUAGUUACGAAACUAUUCUCAACCAUGUUUCUUAACCUUUUAAGAAGAAUUUAAUAAAGGCUGAAUUUUGUUAUUCUGUAAA